AUGCUGAUCCUCAACCUUCUCCUCGUGGCCCUCGCACGCCCCGGCGCAAGCUUGGUGGUCCAGCGUCAAAACGACACCCCGCCGGAGAGCCAGCGAGAGCGCCGACGUGCAAGUCCUGAAGCCCUGGAUCCUCCCCUCGCAAACGACUUCAUCAAUGACCCGGACAAGCACUACGAGACCCCCGAGGAGGACCCGGCCAGGGAUGUACCCUUUACCUUGGCCGACUUUGACGACAGCGAGUGGGACGAGGUCAAUGUGCCGCAUGACUGGGCCAUUCAGGGCCCUUUUACACCGAGGCUGACCCCGUCAUUGGUGGCGGAAUGGGCCGCCUGCCACUCUUCGCGAUGGUAUCCCGGCGGCGGCAUCUACCGCAAUGUCUGGCUCACAAAGGUCAACCCAGUCCACGUUGCCCAAUGGGGAACCCACAUCACCUCUCGCGACGUGUCGGAAGAGUCGGCCGUACUCGACCUUAUCGUCACUUUGCAAAGCAAGGCAGACGAUGAUCUCGAAGCCGAGGUCACGGUCGACGUCCACGAGAUCGAGGACGGACAGCUGGGCCAAAAGGUGGCCAGCUUCCCGGCAGAGGUCGUCACCGUCACCGCGGGACAAAAGGAGCCCAACUUGUACGUGGCCGUCACCCAUGUGACCGCCGACGACGAAGAGAUAGACACCUACGAAACUCGUUUCGGUAUUCGAUCCGUCGUCUUCAGCGGCGACGACGGCCUCAUCGUCAACGGGGAACGCAUCCCCAUCCGAGGCGUGAACCAGCACCACGACCUCGGCGCCCUGGGCGCCGCCUUCAACCUCCGCGCGGCGCAAAGGCAGCUCGAGGUCCUGCGCGACCUCGGCAGCAACGCCAUCCGCAUGGCGCACAACCCUCCCGCCACCGAGCUGCUCCAGCUCACCGACGAGAUGGGCUUCCUCGUCAUCGACGAGAUCUUCGACUGCUGGCAGCGCGAGAAGAACCCCUCCGACUUCCACCUCAUCUUUGACGAGUGGCACGAGGCUGACCUGCGCUCCUUUAUGCGUCGUGACCGCAACCACGCUUCGAUCGUCGCCUGGAGUAUCGGAAAUGAGGUCGGAGAGCAGUACACGGAGGGAGAGGGGGCCGCGCUCGCCGACUCGCUCCGCAAGAUUGCCCACGAAGAAGAUGCCACGCGGCCAGCCACCGCGUCCAUGAACUACGCCAAGCCCGAUAUGCCGUUCCCCGACGCGCCCGCCUACGAGCACCUUCAGGGCAUCAAGACGUCGCCGCUGUACCAGGCCUUCCACGAGAAAUUCCCCGACAAGCUCAUCUUUAGCAGCGAGACCGCCGCCGCGCUAAGCACGCGCGGCACCUACCUCUUCCCCGUCAGCAAGGAGGUCAGCGCCCCCGUCGACGACGGUUCCGGAGGUGACCCGGUCGCCGAGCAAGUCAGCGCGUACGAGCUGUACACGGCGCCGUUUGGCUCCUCGGCCGACAAGGUGUUCGCGGCGCAGGACCGCCACCCCUUCGUCGCGGGCGAGUUCGUCUGGUCCGGCUGGGACUAUCUCGGCGAGCCUACCCCGUACUACACGGCCCGCAGCUCCUACUUUGGCAUCAUCGACCUCGCGGGAUUCCCCAAGGAUCGGUAUUUCCUCUACCAGGCGCGCUGGAGGCCUGAUUUGCCCUUUGCCCACAUCCUCCCCCAUUGGACGUGGCCCGAUCGAGAGGGCGAGGUGACCCCCGGCCGGCUCAAGAAGGAGGAGUACACGUAUCGGUUCAGGUGGGAUGACGUCGUGUACCAGCCUGGCGAGUUGCACGUUGUUACGUAUAAGGACGGCGAGGAGUGGGCCGAGGCCACCGUCAACACUGCCGGCGAGGCGGCGGAAUUCGAAGUCACCGUGGACCGGGAUGCCAUCGCCACGGACGGCCUCGAUCUAGCAUUUAUUUCCGUCAAGGUCACCGACGCCGAAGGAAACGUGGUCCCGGAGGCGCGUAACGAAAUCACGUUUAGCGUGUCGGGACCGGGAGAGGUCGUCGCCACGGAUAACGGCGACCCAGCGGACAUGAGGUCGUUCCCUUCGCCGAAGCGUAAUGCGUAUAGCGGCUUGGCACUUGGUAUCAUCAAGGCAACGCCUGGGUCAUCGGGACCCAUCAAGGUCACGGUCACCGCCGAGGGCAUCACCGACGCGGAAAUUACAAUCAACGGGGACUCUUAA
Molecule: messenger RNA, 2181 nt
Organism: Parascedosporium putredinis
Lineage: Eukaryota; Fungi; Ascomycota; Sordariomycetes; Microascales; Microascaceae
Source: the annotation of a GenBank genome assembly